Molecule: messenger RNA, 1092 nt
Organism: Fraxinus pennsylvanica
Lineage: Eukaryota; Viridiplantae; Streptophyta; Magnoliopsida; Lamiales; Oleaceae
Source: the annotation of a GenBank genome assembly
AUGCGCCUUGUCUUCAACAUCAAUAAUUAUGUGCAGCUUCUUGAAGCGUGCAUUUCAUCAAAAUCACUCAAACAAGGGAAAACAAUUCAUCAGCAUCUCAUCAAAUUAAGCAACGACUUUAGUACUCAGUCGCUGCUACUAGACAAGCUCACUCGCCUCUACAUCUCAUGCAAUAAGCCUCAAGUUGCAGAACGUGUCUUCAACUCAAUACCAAUCUCAGAAAGAAGAAAUAAGAACAUAUUAUGGAACCAAAUGAUCAGGGCUUAUGCGUGGGAUGGACCCUUUGAGAAAGCCAUUGAUUUGUACUAUGAAAUGGUGGACUCUGGUGUUGUACCAACAAAAUUUACAUACCCUUUUGUGCUAAAGGCUUGUUCUGCGUUGCAGGAUGUGGAAAAUGGUGUGAAGAUUUAUGGGCACGUUAAAAGGCUCAAUCUUGGCUGUGAUGUUUAUGUCUGGUUUUCAAUACAUGGGUUGUGUUUGGAUGCAAUUAGAUUGGUGUUAGAGAUGCAACAGAUGGGGGUGAAUCCCAAUUCGUCUACUGUUGUGGCGAUUCUGCCAGCGAUUGGGGAGGCAGGUAGGUGGAGGGAAGGAAAAGCUAUACAUGGAUUUUGCUUGAGGAAGGGUUUUGAUGGUGAGGAAGUGGUUGGAACUGGACUUUUGGAUAUGUAUGGGAAAUGUGGCUGGUUGGUUUAUGCAAGGCGGAUAUUUGGUGCCUUGAGGUUCAAGAAUGAAAUUACUUGGACUUCUAUGAUUGGCGCUUUUGUCAUUUGUGAUGCCAUAAGAGAGGGGUUGGAUUUGUUUCGGAAAAUGAGGGUGCAAGUUGAUGUUAGUCCUUCGCAUGUUAUGCUUGCAACUGUUAUUCGUGGCUGUGCUAAACUUAGUGACCUGAAUCUAGGGAGACAGAUGUAUUGUUACACGGUUAAACUGGGCUAUUUUUCCAAUUUAAUGCUGUGGAGAGUUUUGGUGACGAAUAAUGAGGUAGAACUUGCGACCAUUUGUCCUGGAAUCUCUGCAUCUGGUUCUCAGACUAAAGAAUAUACAGCAUUGGUCCUGAUCUUCGUAUGGGACAACACUACUUCAUGGAUUGAAUAA